Pan troglodytes (chimpanzee) is the source of this 9133-nucleotide messenger RNA. It is a transcript of the gene LAMC2, whose product is annotated as laminin subunit gamma 2. The record is from RefSeq and is a predicted model, not a curated record. The coding region runs from base 3863 to 7633 and encodes 1256 amino acids. Gene Ontology annotation, biological process: axon guidance; animal organ morphogenesis; tissue development. Gene Ontology annotation, cellular component: basement membrane. Lineage: Eukaryota; Metazoa; Chordata; Mammalia; Primates; Hominidae. The transcript is spliced from 26 exons.
UCUCCCAGGUUCUAGUGAUUCUCCUGCCUCAGCCUCCUGAGUAGCUGGGACUACAGGAACCCGCCACCAUGCCUGGCUAAUUUUUGUAUUUUUAGUAGAGACGGGGUUUCACCGUGUUAGCCAGGAUGGUCUUGAUCUCCUGACCUCGUGAUCGGCCCACCUUGGCCCCCCAAAAUGCUGGGAUUACCGGAGUGAGCCACCGCGCCCAGCCAGGGGAGAAAGUUCUAUGAAGAAAAAUAAAGCUGGGAAGGGAGAGAUAACAUGUUUGGGGGUAGGGUGAGCUUACAAAUUUAUACAAGAUGGUAGAGAAAGCCUCUUUAAGAAAAUGGCAUUUAAUUGAAGACUGGACCCAUGUAGAUAUCUAGAGAAAGCACAUUCCAGGCAGAGGCACCAGCAAGGGCAAAGGUCCUGCAGUGGAAGUGGUCCCGUGGCUGGGGCUGUGUGAGAAGGAGGACAGUGAGACCCAUGGGGUGGGAGGUGGGGCAGGACACAUAGUAUUGGCUCUUGAGGCCAUUCCAAAGACUUUGACUUUUACUCAGAAUGAGAUAGAAUGCCACUGGAUGCCUCUAUAACAAGGAAUGACAUGACCUGAGUCACACUAUAAUAGGAGUUUCCUGGCAGUUGUGUUAAGGUAGACCAAAGUGGGACAAGGGCAAAAGUAGGGCGAGGAGAUGGGAUACAAUGACAAUCAUCCAUGCAAAAGACAAGGGGGGCUUGAAUCAAUGUGAUUACAGUAGAGGUUGAUGAGAAGUGAUCCAAUUCUGAUUAUGAUCUGAAGGUAGAGUAAGACAGCAAGAUUUUCUGUGGAAGAAAAGAGUCAAGAAUGACUUCAAGAUUCUUGGACUGAACAAGGGUAUGGAAGACUGAGGCAGAAGAGGUCUAGGGGGACAGAACAUCAGGAGUUCAGCUCUGCAUGUAUUACAUUGGUGAUAUUAAUUACCCAUCUAAAUGGAGAUUUCGAUUAUGCAGUUAGAUAUAUGAGCAUAGUGUUCAGGACAGCUGUGCAAGCAGGCUGAAGACAUAAAUUUGAAAGUCAUCAGCAUAUAUGCUUAAAGCUUUGAAAUUAGGUGGAAAAUCAAAGGAGUGAGCGUAGACACAAAAGAGAUUCAAGGCGUGAGCUUCUGGUGGCUUCUUCUACAUUAAGGGGCACUUCUAUGUUAAGAGGUGGAGAGAAAAGGGUUCAGCAAAGUAGGCUGAGAAGGAGAUGCCUCAUGGAGAAAAGCCUUAUGAGCACAAUGUCCUGGAAACUAAGAAAAGAAAGUGUUUUAAGGAGAAAGAAAUGAUCAGUUAUGUUAUAUGAUGCUGUCAGAGCCAAGAAGAUUAUGGCUGAGAAUUGGCCAUUGAGUUUACAACAUGGAAGGCCCUGGAGACCUAGGUAUAGGCAGUUUCAUUGGAAUAAUGGAGGCAAAAACCUAAUUGCCAUGGAGAGGUUUCUUGAAACCUAAUUGCAGCAGUUUCAAGAGAGACUAGGAGAACAGAAACUGGGGAGAGUCAGUAUGGACAACUCUUUCGUAUUGCUCUAAAGGGGAGCAGAAAAAUAGGGCAGAAGCUAAAAUAUAGCAUGGGUUCAAGGCAGUCGUUUUGUUUUUUUGAGAUAGGAAAAACCAACAGCAUGUUGUAGGCAGGCGGGCAAUAUCCUAGAAGAAAGAAAAAAACCAAUGAUGCAGGUAGAGAAUCCCUGAGUGCAGUCCUUGAUGAGGGCAAGGGAGGAGCCCUCCUGUUGACCUGAGAUGGGAUAUGUGAUCAUGGGGAAGGUAGGCAAAUUGUGGGAUGUGGCUGUAGAAGUGUGUGGUAGAAGUUCUCUUCUGAGUACUUCUGGUUUUUUGUGUGUCUUAGGAAAUAAAUCAUUAGCAGAGUGACAUGGGGGAGGAAGAGUGGAAGGUUUGAAGAAAAAGGGAAAGUGUGAAACGGUCCUUGAGGAGAACAGGAAAGCCAAUGGACUGGGGAAAUGGAUCUGAUGGCCAGGUAGUAUUAAGAACCCCUUGAAGCUAAUGAACGUGAAUUCAAAGUGAGGCAGUAAGUUGUGGGUGUGUGUGAAGGAUGGACUCUAAUGACUAACCAUGGAAUUUAAAAUGGGUUAGGAGGGCUAUAAUGGUAAAGGAAGGUGGGAGAAGUGCAAAGGUGGCAGGUUCAAUGGAUCGUAGGCUCCAGAGGGUUGAGAUAUUAUUAAAGUCUGGGCACUCGAGUGACUGAGCUUCAAGAAUCAACGGUGGUGAUUAGAGACGGGGUGCUUGAAACUGAGGUUGUGGAAAAAGUACAGGUGAUUGAAAUGGCACCAUCUAGAUGUGAUCACAGUAGUGAGUAGCUGAAGUAGGUGUUUUACUAGAGAAUUUGUUUGGUUAAGUAAUCACACUUUUCUCUCUUUCAAUCCUGUCCCAGUUGAAGCCACUUCAGUACAUUGUCCUGAAGUUUUAUUUCUCAAAUAAAGCCUAACAAAAUAUUUAUUCACUUUGUCAGCCCAUAGGCCAUGAAUGACACAUCGUGACUCAUGGAUGCCCUGGCUCUUUGCAUCCUGCACACAGACACAUGAUGGACACUUGAUGAGACUCCUUGACACAAAAGGGUGGGUUUGAGUCCCACAUGAACACUAGCGUGCAUGCUUGGGGUUGAUGAAGUACACUUGAGUAAUUUUUGUAAAGCCAGUGGUUUAAAUAGGGAUAUCUGAUUUACUCUAACCAAAUAUCAGAUUACUGUAUUUCCUUUUGUGGUUCCAUGUGCAUUCUGCAAACUAGCAUUCUUUUAGUGUACCUCUGCAGGCAAAGAAUUUGGAAACUACAUACCUAUAAAACACUAAUCAAAGCUCUUAGAUUGACUGGAUCCCACCCACCACUCUCCCUGCUGAGCAAUUGAGUUAAUUAAAAGAAAAAUAUCUCAAGAAUAUAAGCUCAUAUCAAUAAUCUCAUUUAAAAAAAUAAACAAAGAUUUCCAAAAUUCCAAGUGAGCAAAGGGUGAGCAAAACUUUGACUUAUACUGUCUGUAUUAACUAUAGUGCUGAAUAAAAAUAAUGGUUAAGAAUGAACAAGAUCCAAAAUCUUCCAGAAAGAUCAUAAUAAUCAUGCUUUAGAUAGUGGGUGACACAUUGAGGACACCUAAUUUGUUAAAUGAAGGUGUGAGUGUGCCUAAUCUGGAAAUGAAGUGCCAUACUUUAGAAAAAUACUGUUAGCAGGGGUAUAGUUGGCCAGAAACCACUUGCAACCCCAACAUGUUCUUCCCUGAACUUCCUGUGUAAUGAAGGCAGUUUUCCAUUUGCUGCAUUUGUAGGAAAUGGGGAAACUGAGGAGGCUCUGAAAUGGCCAUGAGAAUUCUUUUUAAGAAUCUUCACCACAAUUACACUGGAGCUGUUCAAGGACUUUUUUCCUUCUGCUCAUUUUAAUGGCCUGAGAUAAUAGAUCAAAAUGAAGGCCUGUCCUCAGAUGUGUAUGAAAGCACAGAAGAACAGGAUAAGACAGGAAUCAAGGCCUCUACCACUGGGGAAUGCAGGUUGCUAUAUACCAGGCAAUGGGUGGGUUUCCAAGGAGAUGUGUCAGAGCCAUGGAAUGCUGCAACUGGGCUGUGCCUGACCCAAGGUGGGGGCGGGUGCAAGGAACCUGCUGGCACAUUAGAGGUCUUUCCUUCUGGAGGCAAACUUUGGAGAAAUGUACAACACUAGCCUAUGUCUGAUGCCCUUCAAAUAUAGCAACUUUCCUAGACAAGUGUGAAUGCCCUGCAAUUGUGGAAACAAAAAUAUGCACAACUUUCCUAGACAAGUGUGAAUGCCCUGCAAUUGUGGAAACAAAAAUAUGCACAACUUCCAAAUGUCAGUCUCAUGAAGGUAUCAGACCAACAGAAAACCAUGCAAGAUCUGAUUGGAUGACAUAAAAGGAUGUUGCAUAAGAAUCGAAGCCGUCAUAUGCUGAAGAAUAACAAAGGACUGAGUCAGGUAGAAGAGUCGAUAAAACCACCUGAUCAAGGAAAAGGAAGGCACAGCGGAGCGCAGAGUGAGAACCACCAACCGAGGCGCCGGGCAGCGACCCCUGCAGCGGAGACGGAGACUGAGCGGCCCGGCCCCGCCAUGCCUGCGCUCUGGCUGGGCUGCUGCCUCUGCUUCUCGCUCCUCCUGCCCGCAGCCCGGGCCACCUCCAGGAGGGAAGUCUGUGAUUGCAAUGGGAAGUCCAGGCAGUGUAUCUUUGAUCGGGAACUUCACAGACAAACUGGUAAUGGAUUCCGCUGCCUCAACUGCAAUGACAACACUGAUGGCAUUCACUGCGAGAAGUGCAAGAAUGGCUUUUACCGGCACAGAGAAAGGGACCGCUGUUUGCCCUGCAAUUGUAACUCCAAAGGUUCUCUUAGUGCUCGAUGUGACAACUCCGGACAGUGCAGCUGUAAACCAGGUGUGACAGGAGCCAGAUGCGACCGAUGUCUGCCAGGCUUCCACAUGCUCACGGAUGCGGGGUGCACCCAAGACCAGAGACUGCCAGACUCCAAGUGUGACUGUGACCCAGCUGGCAUCGCAGGGCCCUGUGACGCGGGCCGCUGUGUCUGCAAGCCAGCUGUCACUGGAGAACGCUGUGAUAGGUGUCGAUCAGGUUACUAUAAUCUGGAUGGGGGGAACCCUGAGGGCUGUACCCAGUGUUUCUGCUAUGGGCAUUCAGCCAGCUGCCGCAGCUCUGCAGAAUACAGUGUCCAUAAGAUCACCUCUACUUUUCAUCAAGAUGUUGAUGGCUGGAAGGCUGUCCAACGAAAUGGGUCUCCUGCAAAGCUCCAAUGGUCGCAGCGCCAUCAAGAUGUGUUUAGCUCAGCCCAACGACUAGACCCUGUCUAUUUUGUGGCUCCUGCCAAAUUUCUUGGGAAUCAACAGGUGAGCUAUGGGCAAAGCCUGUCCUUUGACUACCGUGUGGACAGAGGAGGCAGACACCCAUCUGCCCAUGAUGUGAUUCUGGAAGGUGCUGGUCUACGGAUCACAGCUCCCUUGAUGCCACUUGGCAAGACACUGCCUUGUGGGCUCACCAAGACUUACACAUUCAGGUUAAAUGAGCAUCCAAGCAGUAAUUGGAGCCCCCAGCUGAGUUACUUUGAGUAUCGAAGGUUACUGCGGAAUCUCACAGCCCUCCGCAUCCGAGCUACAUAUGGAGAAUACAGUACUGGGUACAUUGACAAUGUGACCCUGAUUUCAGCCCGCCCUGUCUCUGGAGCCCCAGCACCCUGGGUUGAACAGUGUAUAUGUCCUGUUGGGUACAAGGGGCAAUUCUGCCAGGAUUGUGCUUCUGGCUACAAGAGAGAUUCAGCGAGACUGGGGCCUUUUGGCACCUGUAUUCCUUGUAACUGUCAAGGGGGAGGGGCCUGUGAUCCAGACACAGGAGAUUGUUAUUCAGGGGAUGAGAAUCCUGACAUUGAGUGUGCUGACUGCCCAAUUGGUUUCUACAACGAUCCGCACGACCCCCGCAGCUGCAAGCCAUGUCCCUGUCAUAACGGGUUCAGCUGCUCAGUGAUGCCGGAGACGGAGGAGGUGGUGUGCAAUAACUGCCCUCCCGGGGUCACCGGUGCCCGCUGUGAGCUCUGUGCUGAUGGCUACUUUGGGGACCCCUUUGGUGAACAUGGCCCAGUGAGGCCUUGUCAGCCCUGUCAAUGCAACAACAAUGUGGACCCCAGUGCCUCUGGGAAUUGUGACCAGCUGACAGGCAGGUGUUUGAAGUGUAUCCACAACACAGCCGGCAUCUACUGCGACCAGUGCAAAGCAGGCUACUUCGGGGACCCAUUGGCUCCCAACCCAGCAGACAAGUGUCGAGCUUGCAACUGUAACCCCAUGGGCUCAGAGCCUGUAGGAUGUCGAAGUGAUGGCACCUGUGUUUGCAAGCCAGGAUUUGGUGGCCCCAACUGUGAGCAUGGAGAAUUCAGCUGUCCAGCUUGCUAUAAUCAAGUGAAGAUUCAGAUGGAUCAGUUUAUGCAGCAGCUUCAGAGAAUGGAGGCCCUGAUUUCAAAGGCUCAGGGUGGUGAUGGAGUAGUACCUGAUACAGAGCUGGAAGACAGGAUGCAGCAGGCUGAGCAGGCCCUUCAGGACAUUCUGAGAGAUGCCCAGAUUUCAGAAGGUGCUAGCAGAUCCCUUGGUCUCCAGUUGGCCAAGGUGAGGAGCCAAGAGAACAGCUACCGGAGCCGCCUGGAUGACCUCAAGAUGACUGUGGAAAGAGUUCGGGCUCUGGGAAGUCAAUACCAGAACCGAGUUCGGGAUACUCACAGGCUCAUCACUCAGAUGCAGCUGAGCCUCGCAGAAAGUGAAGCUUCCUUGGGAAACACUAACAUUCCUGCCUCAGACCACUACGUGGGGCCAAAUGGCUUUAAAAGUCUGGCUCAGGAGGCCACAAGAUUAGCAGAAAGCCACGUUGAGUCAGCCAGUAACAUGGAGCAACUGACAAGGGAAACUGAGGACUAUUCCAAACAAGCCCUCUCACUGGUGCGCAAGGCCCUGCAUGAAGGAGUCGGAAGCGGAAGCGGUAGCCCGGACGGUGCUGUGGUGCAAGGGCUUGUGGAAAAAUUGGAGAAAACCAAGUCCCUGGCCCAGCAGUUGACAAGGGAGGCCACUCAAGCGGAAAUUGAAGCAGAUAGGUCUUAUCAGCACAGUCUCCGCCUCCUGGAUUCAGUGUCUCGGCUUCAGGGAGUCAAUGAUCAGUCCUUUCAGGUGGAAGAAGCAAAGAGGAUCAAACAAAAAGCGGAUUCACUCUCAAGCCUGGUAACCAGGCAUAUGGAUGAGUUCAAGCGUACACAAAAGAAUCUGGGAAACUGGAAAGAAGAAGCACAGCAGCUCUUACAGAAUGGAAAAAGUGGGAGAGAGAAAUCAGAUCAGCUGCUUUCCCGUGCCAAUCUUGCUAAAAGCAGAGCACAAGAAGCACUGAGUAUGGGCAAUGCCACUUUUUAUGAAGUUGAGAGCAUCCUUAAAAACCUCAGAGAGUUUGACCUGCAGGUGGACAACAGAAAAGCAGAAGCUGAAGAAGCCAUGAAGAGACUCUCCUACAUCAGCCAGAAGGUUUCAGAUGCCAGUGACAAGACCCAGCAAGCAGAAAGAGCCCUGGGGAGUGCUGCUGCUGAUGCACAGAGGGCAAAGAAUGGGGCCGGGGAGGCCCUGGAAAUCUCCAGUGAGAUUGAACAGGAGAUUGGGAGUCUGAACUUGGAAGCCAAUGUGACAGCAGAUGGAGCCUUGGCCAUGGAAAAGGGACUGGCCUCUCUGAAGAGUGAGAUGAGGGAAGUGGAAGGAGAGCUGGAAAGGAAGGAGCUGGAGUUUGACACGAAUAUGGAUGCAGUACAGAUGGUGAUUACAGAAGCCCAGAAGGUUGAUACCAGAGCCAAGAACGCUGAGGUUACAAUCCAAGACACACUCAACACAUUAGACGGCCUCCUGCAUCUGAUGGACCAGCCUGUCAGUGUAGAUGAAGAGGGGCUGAUCUUAUUGGAACAGAAGCUUUCCCGAGCCAAGACCCAGAUCAACAGCCAACUGCGGCCCAUGAUGUCAGAGCUGGAAGAGAGGGCACGUCGGCAGAGGGGCCACCUCCAUUUGCUGGAGACAAGCAUAGAUGGGAUUCUGGCUGAUGUGAAGAACUUGGAGAACAUUAGGGACAACCUGCCCCCAGGCUGCUACAAUACCCAGGCUCUUGAGCAACAGUGAAGCUGCCAUAAAGAUUUCUCAACUGAGGUUCUUGGGAUACAGAUCUCAGGGCUCGGGAGCCAUGUCAUGUGAGUGGGUGGGAUGGGGACAUUUGAACACGUUUAAUGGGUAUGCUCAGGUCAACCGACCUGACCCCAUUCCUGAUCCCAUGGCCAGGUGGUUGCCUUAUUGCACCAUACUCCUUGCUUCCUGAUGCUGGGCAAUGAGGCAGAUAGCACUGGGUGUGAGAAUGAUCAAGGAUCUGGACCCCAAAGAAUAGACUGGAUGGAAGGACAAACUGCACAGGCAGAUGUUUGCCUCAUAAUAGUCGUAAGUGGAGUCCUGGAAUUUGGACAAGUGCUGUUGGGAUAUAGUCAACUUAUUCUUUGAGUAAUGUGACUAAAGGAAAAAACUUUGACUUUGCCCAGGCAUGAAAUUCUUCCUAAUGUCAGAACAGAGUGCAACCCAGUCACACUGUGGCCAGUAAAAUACUAUUGCCUCAUAUUGUCCUCUGCAAGCUUCUUGCUGAUCAGAGUUCCUCCUACUUACAAUCCAGCAUGUGAACAUGUUCUCCAUUUUCAAGCUGGAAGAAGUGAGCAGUGUUGGAGUGAGGACCUGUAAGUCAGGCCCAUUCAGAGCUAUGGUGCUUGCUGGUGCCUGCCACCUUCAAGUUCUGGACCUGGGCAUGACAUCCUUUCUUUUAAUGAUGCCAUGGCAACUUAGAGAUUGCAUUUUUAUUAAAGCAUUUCCUACCAGCAAAGCAAAUGUUGGGAAAGUAUUUACUUUUUCGGUUUCAAAGUGAUAGAAAAGUGUGGCUUGGGCAUUGAAAGAGGUAAAAUUCUCUAGAUUUAUUAGUCCUAAUUCAAUCCUACUUUUUGAACACCAAAAAUGAUACGCAUCAAUGUAUUUUAUCUUAUUUUCUCAAUCUCCUCUCUCUUUCCUCCACCCAUAAUAAGAGAAUGUUCCUACUCACACUUCAGCUGGGUCACAUCCAUCCCUCCAUUCAUCCUUCCAUCCAUCUUUCCAUCCAUUACCUCCAUCCAUCCUUCCAACAUAUAUUUAUUGAGUACCUACUGUGUGCCAGGGGCUGGUGGGACAGUGGUGACAUAGUCUCUGCCCUCAUAGAGUUGAUUGUCUAGUGAGGAAGACAAGCAUUUUUAAAAAAUAAAUUUAAACUUACAAACUUUGUUUGUCACAAGUGGUGUUUAUUGCAAUAACCACUUGGUUUGCAACCUCUUUGCUCAACAGAAUAUAUGUUGCAAGACCCUCCCAUGGGGGCACUUGAGUUUUGGCAAGACUGACAGAGCUCUGGGUUGUGCACAUUUCUUUGCAUUCCAGCUGUCACUCUGUGCCUUUCUACAACUGAUUGCAACAGACUGUUGAGUUAUGAUAACACCAGUGGGAAUUGCUGGAGGAACCAGAGGCACUUCCACCUUGGCUGGGAAGACUAUGGUGCUGCCUUGCUUCUGUAUUUCCUUGGAUUUUCCUGAAAGUGUUUUUAAAUAAAGAACAAUUGUUAGA